Messenger RNA from Pygocentrus nattereri (red-bellied piranha), 4178 nucleotides. RefSeq names its product apoptotic chromatin condensation inducer 1b (gene acin1b). Gene Ontology annotation, molecular function: RNA binding. The coding region runs from base 35 to 4051 and encodes 1338 amino acids. The transcript has 17 exons. The record is from RefSeq and is a predicted model, not a curated record. Lineage: Eukaryota; Metazoa; Chordata; Actinopteri; Characiformes; Serrasalmidae.
GAAGUUCGAGCGAUCGAGCAGAGGGGGAGGCAAAAUGGCGGAGCUCGAAGAUGUUACGCUGGAUGGGAAGCCGCUUCAUUCGCUCCGUGUGGCGGAUUUAAAAGCUGCUCUGGAGCAGCGAGGGCUCGCCAAAAGCGGCCAGAAAAACGCGCUCAUCAAGCGCCUGAAAGGGGCACUUAUGUUGGAGAACCUACAGAGGACGUCCACCCCUCAUGCUGGGCUGCAGCCCAACUCGCAGAUAGGGGAGGAGAUGAGCCAGAACAGCUUCAUCAAACAGUACCUGGCCAAGCAACAAGAGCUUCUGCGCCAGAGAAUGGAAAGAGAGGCACGAGAGGCAGCCGAGGCGGAUGAUUCAAACAGCCCUGCAGGACCUGAGGAAGAAGACCACGCAGAGGCCAAUGAUGACGAUUCAUCUUACCUGCCAGAAAAGCGUCACAAGGUAGCGUCUCGUCCCCCUUUGUCCCGAGCAGAAGAUGAUGAGGGAGGGGAUCAUGGAGGAGGGUUGCCGCAGGAUCCAGGUCUGCCAGGAGCUCGUAGGCUGGAUGUGGGCUCAGCUCCAGUAGCCCAGCAACCCUCUGAUGCCUCCACUGGGAGGAUCUGGCAGCCUUCCUUCUCUCAAGAGGAGGUUGCCACUCCCUCCCCUCCCCGCGCGGUGGCCUCUCUCUCAGUGCGUGUAGUUGGUCAGCCUGAACGACAGGGUCUCGUGCCCCGUCCACAAGAAAGAGAAGGUACUGCCCCUGUUGAAGCAGGACCAGCACAUUCGAUGCCACAGCUUAGUCAGUCUGCUCAUACUCAAGAGGAGAGCGACGACGAUGAAGAUGAUGAUGAUGAUAGUGAUGAAGAUGAUGAGUGGGGCCCUUCUCAUAGGAGGAAAAAUGCCCGCGCUCCUCCUGUGCACCAUCCGCCGGCAGCGUCUGCGCAGCGUUCCAGGCGCAAGCUUCAGCCUCCUCAGCACAUUCCACCUCAGCCACAGCCUGUGCAUCAUUCUCCUCUGCAGCUCCGCCAGCCCACGCCUCCUCCAUCUCCACCCCCAGAGCUCUCUUUCCCCAUGCCAGACACCCCCAAGCAAAGCCCCCCAGACCAGGACGAGCCUGCAGCACCAGGAGAAGGUGCAAGAGCUGGAAUGAGCGGUGCUUCUUCUCCUCCACCACUACAGAGGCAGGAGUCCAGCUCUAGCUCCGGAUCUAGCAGCCCAGAGCCACCAUCCCAGCGCAGACCAGGCCCUCUCAGCCUUUUGGUGCGCAAGAUGGAGUCUGAAGGAGCUUUUGAUGGUGGGCAGAAGAAGGAAGAAGAAGAAGAAGCAGAUGGAGCAAUGGAGGAAGCAGAUCAGGAGGAUGCACAGAUGGAAAUGGAGGCCAACAAUAGUGCGCUUGAGAUCUCCAGGGGAGAAGAUGAUACUCAUGCCUUGAGUGGUGCUGUGGCUCCUCCUGGUCAACAGGAUUUACCCCAAGAGGAGUUGCCCAAAGAGCCUGAACUAGUAGCCACUACCCUCUGUACCACCGAAGGCAGUGCUCAGGACUCAGAGGCUGUGAAAGAGAUUGAGAGGCAGGAGGAAGAAAGACCUGAGCAACACAAAGAGGAGAAAAGAGAAGGAUUAAGAGAGGAGAAGGAAAAAGAGAAGGAGCCUGAGAAGGCCAACGAGAGUGCCCAUUUAUCGUCAAAACGCCAACGUGAAGCAUCUCCUUCCCAGGGCUCUGCCCAUUUCCAUCAUAUCUCACCAGCCACCACCCCUCCUCCUGUUACUAAGCGACCACGGAUGUUCUCUGAAGUUCCUCCACCUGAAUGCCUCCUGUCCCCUUCCAAACCUGAGCAGGUGUCAGUCCUUGUCUCUGGACCACGGCAUGCUGACGUAGACGUUGCCAUGGAGACAGAGGAGUGUGCUGCUGCACCUGAGUUGACGCCUGAGAAGGACGAUGACAAAGACAUGAAGCCCCAGGCAGAAACAGACAAACCAGCAUCUCCGCAAGCACCUGAAGCAGGGGAGGACACUCAAAGGACCCGUUCUGUGCUUCCUCCAUCACCACCACCAGAAGAAGGGGAAGCAGAGAGAGCAAAACCAAAACCCAGAAAGAGAGAAAAAUCAUCUGAACGGCACUCAUCCUCCUCCAGUCACUCUUCAUCCUCUGAAUCUGACUCAGAAUCCUCCUCCUCCACUUCUUCAGGCUCUUCCCCACAGGACAAAUCCAGCCCACCAAGUAAAAAGAAAGACAAAGAGAAGAAAACGGCAAGAGCAGUUGCAGGAGAAGAGAGAGAAAAACCUUCCAGGGAUGUGAAGCAAGCUGCAGUCGCUGAGCCCACAGGACCUGUUGCUAUGGAGCUUGAGGAACGCCCUGAGUCACAGAGCACGCUGGCCCAACCUGCCCCACAGGGGGCGCCAGAGACUGCGGAGUCACGCCCUGAUGAGAGCACCACUCCAAAGGCAUUUGCUGCACGCAAGAUUUCACUGACUAGUACUAAGCCAGAGGGAGCAUCACUGACAGAAACGGAGUCUGGGGGUGGAGCGAGCAGGAAGAGGAGGUGGGGCUCCAGCACAGCAGUCACUGCCAAGAAGCCUUCGAUUAGUAUCACCACAGAGUCACUGAAGUCCCUGAUUCCAGAUAUUAAGCCACUGCAGGAGGCUGUGGUGGAGCUGCACCCAGAUGAAGGGCGUUUCUCUGGUGAUGAGGACUCCAGCCAGCAGGUUGACCGUGAGGAGGACCAGGGGCUUAAGAUUAGACGCACUGUAACACAGGUUGUCCCAUCUGAAGGACAAGAGAAUGGACAGAAAGAAAAGGAAGUGGAUGAAGAUGAGGAGGAGGAGGAGGAGGAGCAGGCAGAAGGAGAGAAAGAGAAACCCCACAGGAAUCAGAGGGAGAGCUUGUCAGAGGUUGCAGUGGAAACACAAGGGGGAGACGCCAAGAAAGUGACUCCUAAUGAUUCUCUAGUGCGUCGCUCGAUCAGUCAACAGAAAGUGUCUGUUGCUAUUGAUGACCCUGUACGCACGGGCCGGCAGCUCUCCCCUCCUCGAGGCAAAGUCUCAAACAUCAUCCACAUUUGCAACUUGGUACGCCCCUUCACUUUGGGCCAGCUCAAAGAGCUCCUGAAUCGGACUGGUACAGUGGUUGAAGAAAGCUUCUGGAUAGAUAAGAUUAAGUCACACUGCUAUGUGACGUACUCCAGUAAAGAGGAGGCAGUAGCAACUUGUGAGGCGCUUCAUGGUGUGAAAUGGCCAUCUAGCAAUCCCAAAGUGCUCCGAGUGGACUUCUGUGAACAGGACGAGGUGGACUUCCACAAAGGUCUCCUGACUGGAGAUGACCCGCGAGUCACAGGGCCUGUAGCCCGUCCCGCUGCUGCUCCUCCACCCCUCAUGCCUCCAGCACGAGAGAGGGAGAGAGAGAGGGAAAGAGAGAGGGACAUUGGCACCACGGCAGUGAGGGACCAGUGGGCAGAGCGAGAACGGGAGAUGGAGCGCAGAGAGAGGACGCGGUCAGAGCGGGAAUGGGACAGGGACAAAGUACGAGACUUUGGCAGAGACGACAGAGAUGCAGGCAAGAGAUCACGAUCGCGGGACAGGAGACGUAAAGAGCGAGGAAAGAGCAAAGAGAGGAAGGCAGAGAAAAAAGAAAAACCAGAGGAACCUCCUGCCAAACUACUGGAUGAUCUGUUCCGUAAAACCAAAGCUGCUCCAUGUAUAUACUGGCUGCCACUCACUGAAGAACAGGCGGCUCAAAGAAGUCUUGAGCGAGCGGAGCGGAUGAAGGAGCGAGAGAAGAGGAGGAAAGAACUGCAGGAAGAGGAGGACAAAAAGCGAGAGGAAGAGAGGAAGGAAAGAGUGCGUGCACGAGAGAGGGAGGGAGGGAACGCAGUGAGCGGUAGUGGAAGCUCUAACCGGCCUGCAGAAGGAGAGAGGGACAAGGAGCGAGAAAGAGAGAGGGAACGUGAGAGGGGUAGAGAGAAGGAGGGAGAGAAGAGGAGAGACAGCAAUAGAGGGAGAGCGAGCGACUCCAAGCCUUCAGGGGGCAGCAGACGCUCGCGGAGCCGCAGCAACCCCUCUAGAGACAGGCGACGCUGAGUAGGAAAAAUGUGAGCGCGUGUUGUGCGUGGUGUUUAAGAUGUUUGGAUGCCACCUCUGCUGAGGCCCAAGUAUGAAGCAAAAGUUCAGUGCUGAAAAUCAAAACUCAAUUGUUUCAGGAGUUUAC